CCCAAAAAACUGAGACGUGAAGGACUGAGAGUCGUCAGGACUCAGGAGUGAGACUAAAAGUAGAAGAAUAAACAGCAAUGUCACACUCCCUUUCGCCCUAUGAGCUUUUUCAGUCGUUCUUCUUCAUUGCCGUCGCCCGAUAAAUUACCGAAACGCAAAUCAUCUGCUUUCCCCGUCUCCAUCUCAACUCUCCUGAAAGCAUGCAAAACAAUCCGAAAUCUUGAACAGGUACAUGCGCAGAUCGUUCAGAAGGGCGUAGAACAAGAUAACUUUCUUAUAAACCAGUUCAUUUGUCUCUGUAACUCAUUCUCUAACAUCCGAUACGCUACGAGCGUUUUCAAUCGUGUCUCUCGGCCUAAUAUCUAUCUCUGGAACUCAGUCAUCAGAGGGCAUUGCGGGAACUCGUCUGUGAUUCAGACAAUUUCGAUUUUUAAUCGUAUGAAGCGGUCGGAAACGGUUCCUGACAAAUAUACGUUUCCCUCUUUGAUAAAGGCGUGCUCGAAUGAGUUGGCCAUUAGGGAAGGAAAGGCAAUUCAUGGUUCGGUAGUGAGAUACGGAGUUGAAGCAGAUAUCUUUGUUAGGACGAGUUUGAUUGAUUUGUAUGGGAAGUGUCGUCAAAUUGUGUGUGCUCGGAAGGUCUUUGAUGGGAUGUUCGAGAGAAAUGAGGUUUCUUGGACGGCCAUGAUAGUUGGGUAUUUGACGUUUGGAGAUUUAGUUGCAGCUAGGAAGAUGUUUGAUGAAAUGCCUUAUCGGAAUCUCGCUUCCUGGAAUGCAAUGAUGUGUGGCUAUUUGAAAUUUGGUGAUUUGGAAAGUGCUCGAAGGCUUUUUGAUGAAAUGACAGAGAGGAAUGUGGUUUCUUUCACUUCUUUGAUUGAUGGGUAUGCAAAGGCGGGUGACAUGGUUUCUGCGCGACUUCUAUUUGACCAGUCUCCUGUUAGAGAUAUUGUAGCGUGGUCGGCACUAAUAGCUGGAUAUAGUCAGAAUGGUCAGCCUCAUAUGGCUGUAAAAAUCUUCCUUGAGAUGCAUGCGCAGAACGUUAAACCUGAUGAAUUUGUAUUGGUGAGCUUAAUGUCUGCAUGCUCUCAAGUUGGUAGUUUGGAGCUAGCCAAAUGGAUUGAUUCCUACGUGACCCAGAGCUUAAUCGACCUAAGUCAAGUUCAUGUAAAUGCAGCUCUUAUAGAUAUGAAUGCAAAGUGCGGGAAUAUGGAAAGGGCAUCUCAUUUAUUUGAAGACAUGCCACAGCGUGACUUGAUCUCCUAUUGUUCAAUGAUCCAAGGUCUUUCAAUGCACGGGUAUGGGACCCUGGCUGUUCAUCUCUUUGAUCGGAUGUUGGACGAAGGCCUGACCCCGGACAACGUGGCCUUCACAGUUGUCCUGACAGCUUGUAGUCAUGCAGGCCUUGUCGAAGAGGGAUACCGGUACUUCAAUUCUAUGAAAAAUGACUUCUCCAUAGUUCCCUCUCCAGAUCACUAUGCCUGUAUGGUUGAUCUUCUUGGCCGGUCUGGACAAUUAAAAGCAGCUUAUCAUCUCAUAGAAUCAAUGCCUGUGGAGCCUCAUGCUGGUGCUUGGGGUGCAUUGCUUGGUGCUUGUAGGUUACAUGGAAAUAUUGAGAUUGGAGAGGUGGUAGCUGGCCGACUUUUUGAGCUUGAGCCUUUAAAUGCAGGUAACUAUGUAUUGCUAUCAAACAUUUAUGCAGCAGCAGACCGGUGGCUUGAUGUUUCUAAGGUGAGACACAAGAUGAGGGAGAGGGGAGUUAGAAAGAUACCUGGUUGCAGUUGGAUUUAGUUUUGAAGGAUGCAAUCUUUUUCUGGUUUCUUCUCCCAUUUGUACCAGUAACUUAUGGCGUUCAUGAUUUGUGAGAUUUGGUUCCAUACUGAGCCAUUCCAUAACCAAAUUGUAGAGCUUUUCAAGCCAGAACUGUACCUGAGGAUAUAAACUUCAAAUAGAUCAGAUUUAAAUCUUGCAUGGCAGUUGGCUUAUCACCAUGGACUUGUAACUUGGUUAGGAGUUUGGACAACCAUUUUGAGAACAUGUUUUCCCAUGGAAUUUACGUCUAAGGCUUUUGAUGCGUACACUCUGGUUUUUAAUCCUGGUUUCUCCAUCUUGUCGAAUACUGCUCUGAGUGAGACUGAAGCCUGGGCUAAAGCACUACAAUUCAAAGCUUCUCUGUAUUUCAGCCUAUAAAUGUUGCUAGCUAGAUGACUACUUCAGUGAAUUUCAAAUAUCUGGUUCAGACUGAGUACAAAUACAGACUCCCAGUUUGAUCAGGGGUUCUGUGGAGCAUAUAGACAAACAUUUUGAUGGAUUGUCAUGCCAGUUCUAUUUCACUGGGUUCUUGAGAAAACUUGGUAAUCAUGCAUUUAGAGUUGUAACAUCUGCUUCAGCAUGAACUCUGAUUACUCAAAUCUGAGCAUUUCUUUUACCA
Messenger RNA from Nelumbo nucifera (sacred lotus), 2425 nucleotides. The record is from RefSeq and is a predicted model, not a curated record. NCBI's taxonomy places the organism in Eukaryota, Viridiplantae, Streptophyta, Magnoliopsida, Proteales, Nelumbonaceae.